This is a messenger RNA of Hemiscyllium ocellatum (epaulette shark), 668 nucleotides long. RefSeq lists its product as uncharacterized. Bases 173 to 652 code for a protein of 159 amino acids. NCBI's taxonomy places the organism in Eukaryota, Metazoa, Chordata, Chondrichthyes, Orectolobiformes, Hemiscylliidae. The record is from RefSeq and is a predicted model, not a curated record. The transcript has 4 exons. Gene Ontology annotation, molecular function: endothelin B receptor binding; hormone activity. Gene Ontology annotation, biological process: intracellular calcium ion homeostasis; regulation of systemic arterial blood pressure by endothelin; regulation of vasoconstriction. Gene Ontology annotation, cellular component: extracellular region.
GAGAGAGAGAGUUUCCUGUCUGCGUGAACUGCCUGAACUCAAACCCUGCAGUAAACUCCGCAAGAUGCAGUCGUGUUAAACUGCCUCCCAAUCUUCUACAGAGACAGAGAGCUGCGUUAUCCUGGUCUCGGUAACAAUACCUUGGUGCUUUUAUCUGACAGCUUUUGUGGAGAUGAAUCUUUUCACCCUCACCGUCCUGGUGCUAACACUUCAGCCGCCUCUCACUCCUGAAGGGAGUUCUGAGCCGCUUGCUGGAGCCUUGGCCGGAUCAGAGAUAGACAGCGAUCAGGGACUAAGGGAGGUCCACUCAUCCCUACACAGAGAGAAACGUUGUUCCUGCAGCAACAUGGAAGACACAGAGUGUGUUUACUUCUGCCAUGUAGGCAUUGUAUGGGUCAACACACCAGGACAGGUUGUUCCAUACGGGUUGGGGAAUGCUGCGAAACUUCGGAAGCGGGAACUGACUCGAUGUUUCUGCACCAAGGGCAAGGAUGCAGAGUGCAGGACCUUCUGCCAGUCACCAAGCAGAGUGCCACGCAGACAUGUUGGAGAUGUGGGUGCUGGAAUUUCCCAGAAAGCAGCUGGAAAGAGCAUGAGGAGAGCACGGAGCGCAAAAGGGCAAAGAGUGCCCUUGCAGGAGUGGGAAAGCUAGAGGAGGAAUGAUACGG